AUGUGCGAAGUUAAGCGCGAAAUGGGAUGCGCACCACAAUCAGGAAUUAUUCCAGAAGGAAAAGUUUCAAAAGUUUCAAAUUGUGGUGAGGGACGCAUUGCGACAGAUUCCAAUAACUUCAGAUCAAAUGCAUCGCGCCCAUUAGUUGCACAGAUUGAUCGUUUUACCGCUAGCUCAUUAGAAUGGACACUAUCUGGUUUUGACGGCGUUCUCAAACUUGCUCAAAUUACGUCGAAUUUACCAAAAUGUUCUAUUAAUGAGACAGUCGAAAAAAUUCAAGCCGCCAAAGAGCUUGAGGGUGGGUGCGAAAUGGAUAAAGUCAAUGAAGAGCUGAACCGCGCUUCUGCUAAUAAUAGCAUUGACUCUUUACUACGUGCAUAUACAAUAGAGAGUGAUUUUUAUAAAACGUUGAACAAAAAUCUCGCAAAAUGCUUAAAUCCAUUAGAGAUCGGGGAAUUUUUUCAUGUUGCCGCCUCGGUUGCAAUGGGUACCCAUGUUAAAUUAGAUGUAGACUGGCCAUUGUACUUUGUUAGCAGUAUAUGGCAUUACGUAAACACACCAAAUCGCUCUCGUAAUCAAUUUAUUGGUCGCACGUAUCGUGGCAUGAAAAUAACGAAGGAAGAUUUCGCAAGUUAUCGAAUAAAUUCGUUUAUUAUUCAGAAGACAUUUACAUCGACAUCAAAACAGCGUCUUACUGCUGAGAGUUUCAUGGGUGAAAAUGAAUUAGGUAAAGUGUCAGCAUUGUGCACUUAUGUUCUUGACAGUCCCACAACUAACUACAGUAUUGAUUUGCAAGAUAUCUCUAUUUAUCCAGACGAAGAAGAAGUGCUCAUUCCUCCCAUCGCUACGUUUAAGAUAACCAGAAUCGUUCAGAAUACCAAGACUGGUGUUUAUGAAAUUGAACUAUCUCUUAUAACUGAUAAACGUGCUGAAGAUCUCAAUGUAGGUCUAGAAGAUUGGGAGCCCGACGACAAAACAGUGGACGAUAUCAUGCAUGCUCUCUUUGCAAUGCGCUCUGGUAAAUGA
Adineta ricciae is the source of this 1026-nucleotide messenger RNA. The record is from the annotation of a GenBank genome assembly. NCBI's taxonomy places the organism in Eukaryota, Metazoa, Rotifera, Eurotatoria, Adinetida, Adinetidae.